Messenger RNA from Ictidomys tridecemlineatus (thirteen-lined ground squirrel), 5689 nucleotides. RefSeq names its product C2 calcium dependent domain containing 2 (gene C2cd2). Lineage: Eukaryota; Metazoa; Chordata; Mammalia; Rodentia; Sciuridae. The record is from RefSeq and is a predicted model, not a curated record.
GAUGUCCUGAGCUCGCCGCCAGCGGGCUCUGCGUCCCGGCCCGGGGGCUGCUCGGGGAAGUUGGGCGAGGCGGGCCGGGUAUGCGCCAUCACCAUGGCCCGGCUGGGCUGGUGGCUCGGUGAGGUCCAGUGGUUCGUGUUGGUGUCGCUCUUCGUCGCGGCCCUGGUCACGGUGGGCCUGUACCUGACGCAGUGGGCGCUGGCCAGGGCGCGACCCCCGCCGCGGCGGCGGGCGGAGCCCGAAGCAGAGCAGCGCCCGGAGUCGGACGCGCUUCUUUCUUGGAUCCUGACGCUGAACAGCUGGAGGAGCCAGUGGCAGACAGCCUGGGUGAUCGCCCUGAACCAGGAGGCCAAAAAGAGAGGGGGCCCUCUGCAGCUCUCCUUCCAGCAGGAUGCACGGCCACAGCUCCAGGAGCUGGCCGUUGGAGAAGUCUCCAGCAUGGUCCAGUCGGCCCAGGAGAAGGUGGUGGCCUGUCACGUGAUGAGCAAGACCCUUCAGUUCCUGGUCAGCGCAGCGCCCUCGGUGACCGGCUCGGGACACCAGCUGUAUGACGUACAGCUCUCCCCAGUUCAUCUGCAGCUGGAGCUCCACAUGAAAGAAAAGAGAGAAGACAUCCAGAUUCGGUGGUCCUACAUCCAUGUGCCAGAAUUGACCAUCAAGAUCCAGCCCCGGGCACCAGGGGAGGGCCAGGUGGGAGAAACAAAUGCAAUAUCUGAAACCCUCAAGGACAUUUUGAAGCACCUGGUGAGUUCCACCUCUCCGUCGGUGGUUCUGAGCACCAAGCCCACGGAUAUAAAGGAAGCUCAGAAUCUACAGCGCGCUUCCUCUCCUGCUCAGGAAUCCUGUCCUCCCAAACCUCCCAGGGCUCAUGAACUAAAACUGCUGGUGAAGAACAUCCGGGUCUCGCUGCUCAACGAUCCUGGUGCUUCAGGCAGCGUUAGCCCCGUGUGCAUUGCCCAGCUGAAUGACCCUGUCCAGAGGUUCACCAGCACCCAAGCCAAGAGCACUACUCAGCUCACCUGGGAGGAGGAGUUCACCUUUGAGCUGAACGCCAAGUCCAAGGAGUUACACCUGCAGAUUGCAGAGAACGGGCGGUCCUCAGAAGGUCUGCUGGCCAUGACCACCGUCCCUCUGGACCUGUUCAAGAAGCAGCCUUCUGGGCUGCAGAGUUUCACGCUGAUCGGAGGGCCCACCCUCAGCAGCUCGGCGCUGGGCUCGGUCACUGCAGAGUUUUCUUACAUAGAACCCGGUGAAUUGAAAUCUUGGCAAACCCCUCCCCCUGUUGCUGCUGCAAAGAUAGAAAAGGACCGCACAGUGAUGCCCUGUGGGACCGUGGUCACUACUGUCACUGCCGUGAAGACCAAGCCUCGCUACGAUGUGGGGAGGGCGUCCCCACUGAGCUCUGAGUCGCCCGUGAAGACGCCCGUUAAGGUGAAGGUCAUCGAGAAGGACAUCUCCAUCCAGGCCAUCUCGUGCCACGGCGCGCCCGUCAGCAAGACGUUCUCUUCUUCAGACACAGAACUGCUGGUGUUGAAUGGCUCCGAUCCGGUGGCUGAGGUUGCCAUCCGGCAGCUCAGCGAGUCUUCCAAGCUGAAACUCAAGUCACCCCGAAAGAAGAGCACUAUCAUCAUUUCAGGGAUUUCCAAGACCUCACUCUCUCAGGACCACGAGGCUGCCCUGAUGCAGGACUAUGCAUCCUCCAUGGACAGCGCCCGCCAGGACGCCCCAUCUGGCCCAUGUCCCGCGGAGGCGGCCAUGGCCUCUGCCCCACCAGUGGAGGAUGAGCCAGCCCAGGACCCAGCUGCCCUAAAGCCCCAGGAGAAGGAACUGGACUCGUGGGACUUGGAGAAGGAGCCCCUGGCGGCAGCGUGGGGAGGCCCAGCCCGGCUGGAGCUUGAUGGGGACGAGCUGUCUGAGAGCUCCCUGAGCAUCUCGGAGCCUGGCGCUGCCAAGAAGCCUAAAGGAGGAGUUUUAAGGAGGGGUGCCAAGCUGUUUUUCCGCCGACGGCACCCACAGAAAGACCCCAGCAUGAGCCAGUCACACAAUGACCUCGUGUUCCUGCAGCAGCACGAGGGUGCCCGGAAGAAAGGGGCGACCCUCACUCGGCUGCUCAACAAGAAGCUGCUGUCCAAGCACCGGGGCAAGAGCGCCUUGAAUGGGGCCCCCGUGGAGCCCUGCACGUAGGCCGCCCGCCUCUUUCCCUGCACCCCCGACGGUGCCCUCACCAGGACGGAGCAGGAGUGCCGGCCGCUGCCACAUGCCCACUCCUCCAGCUUGGCUUUUCUGGCAAUUCGGUCUUUUGAAGGGGAAGAACCGUCUGUGUCUCCAGCCAGAGGUUUCCCCCAAAGAGAACUGACAAAGCCAAAUUUGCCACCAGAAUCCUGGUGGGACCUGCAGCCCCCACCUAAGCAUCGAGGUAACAGUUAGGAGACGAGCUCAUUGCAAGAGAAACACCAUGCUCAGGGGGUCUUGGGAGGGACCGCUGGGGAUUUGGUCUGACCCACGCAGCCCUCAAGCAGGGCGUGUUUGGGGCCCAUGCCUGGGCCAUGUCAUGGGGAGGUGUAUCCUCUGGGCUGUCACUGUGAACAGAAUGGAUGGGUCACCUCUCCUAAUUUGCUGCUUAGAUAAAAGAGUACACCUGGCCCGGAGGGCAGGGCGGUGGAACAUGGGCAGAAUUUUUGCUGAAGAAAUUAUGAUAGGAAUUGAUGAAAUGCUUUGACAAAUAUAGGGAGGCCUUUGCCUUUGCUGUUAGCCAUAGAACUUGAAACCUUAUGCAAACACUAAGUAUGUCCUAUGCAUAUUAUACUGAACCUUUCCCCACGGCCACUCCGAGCCUACUUGCCAGCGGAAAUAAUGGAAGUGUUGACGUGGUUCUCCCACCUUCCUCUGUCACGUCAGAAGCUCCGGAUGCCAGGGAGCAGUCCACGUGCAGUUUUCCUCGCCGUCUGGUGCACUUACGAGACCAGGGCGAGGCGAGCCUGACCCAGGAAGUUGGGAGCAAUAAGUGACACCUCAUAGAACAUGGUAACCCCCACACGCGCACGUGCGCGGGUGCACGUGGACACGGUUUUUGCCAAAUAUUGCCUACAGCCAAAACCAAGUACUUGCAGGGCACUAGAAGAAAUUAUUUUAUGUCUCAGGUGUCCGUCUUAGGAAUGGGAGUUGAAUAACAAACAGCCAAACCUGGAGAUUGAUUUCAUGGGCUCUUCAGAUUUCUGCUGUGAAUGGUGCUCCUGGCCACAUUUUGGGGUGUCCUUGUUUUGGUUCCAGUGGGAAGAACGAUAAGCUUGGCACCUACUUUUAAAACCCCUGUGUACCUAGCAAACAGCUCCCCUCAUCAGUACGCCUGUGACUUGGGUCAUUCACAGACGUUGCUCCAACUCUUGAAUGUGUAAUGCCAGCGGACGUGCUUGUUAAAGAGUGAUUGUCCCUGAGGUGGCACGUUUUGACCCUUUAAUGAGACUGCUGUUCUUCCAGUAAGAUGGAGAAGGCUGGUGUACCCUGACCUCCAGCAGAUGGGCAAGUGGAUGUGCGCCUUCCCACGGCCCGUUAACCCUUCACAGUGUGUUUCAGGGGAACAGAGCCAUGCAGGAGCAAGGCCCUUGGUGAGAGUCAAAACUGAAGGACUUUUUUUCUUCCCUGUUUUUGAGGGAGAGAUUCAAAAACUACACUGGGAAUUUCACUUUCAAAUGCACAAGUGACUUUAAAAUGACUUUUUAACCAUGCUUUUUUAAAAGGAUUGCAUUUGAAGGUUAACCAUUGUAAAGUUCCAAAGUAUAUAAAUAGCAAGUUAGUCCCCAAAGUAAGUAAUUGCCACUAGCUUUGGGGGAUGGGAAGGGCCACCUCAAUGGUUUGUUUUAGUUGAAGUAUCACUGUCCUUUGAAUUGCAAUGGGCAGGACCUGUGACAUCUGAGAAUCCAAUCUAAGAGGGUGUUAUGUGUCUGAAUCCCAGAAUCCCAUCAGAAAUGUUUGUAUAGGUUGGGCAUCCCGUACCUGAAAUUCUUACUCCAAAAUUGUUGCAGAGUGCUUUCAGAUUUUGAACGUGUGAACACUCUUUACCAAUCAAAUAUCCCUAAUCUAGAAAUCCAAAAUCUGAAAUGCCUGGAAAUUCAAAGUGCUUUGAGCUUCUCCAUGCUCAAAGUUCCAGAUUUGGGAUUUUGGGGUUAGGGAUGCUCAACCUAUACAAUAUUAAAAAAUUUUUUUUUUUUUUUGGUCUGUUUGAAAUUCAGGAAGGCUCAAUUAAAAAAAAAAUAGAAGAAAUGCUUUCACCAUCCCAUUCCCAGGUCCUCCCAUGAACGUUCUGUUGUUGUUCAACACCCAGGUCUGGGGCUCACUUCCUGGGGGUGCACCCUCGCCAUCUCUGAGUGGCCUUUCUGAGUCAUAGAGGAAACUGCUUCUGGGGUGCAGGGGGCAUCCUGAGGAACAGGGUGCAAUACUGUGAAGUUCCCUCCCACGCUGUUUAUCUAGGUCUGCAUUUUGUUUUUUUUAAACAGUGUGAGGUAUUUAUGUUAAAGUGAAUGUCUUAAAGGUGAUUAAGAUCCUACACUGAAUGCUGACCACACUUAUGUGUCAAUCUCCUUUAUUCCCAGUUGAGGAUUUAUUUUUUUUUUUGUCUUGAUGGAAUUUCUGCAGAGUGGCAUUUUAUAAGUACCACGUGCUAACCGAUGGUGCCACCCAGACUCCCAGAGUGGCAUUUUAAAGGUGAUUCCUCAUGAACACUCGUGCCAGUGUGGGUCUGCCUGUCUUGAGCAGGUGCUCGCUCGUGUGGGUUUGAAUGAGCAGCCCUGUACUUCCACUGCUUGAGGAUGAGCCUUCGUCUGUGGUGGAGGAAUGCGGUGCACCUGUGUGUGUGUGUGUGUGUGUGUGUGUGUGUGUGUGAGUGAAAGUAGCAAUAACAAAGUAGGGGUCUCUUUGUUCCAGCUGAAACCUGCUGUGACAAAGAGGAUUAGACAGAGCACUUUAUCAAUCUAGUUUCAAAUUUAAGUUCACAACCAGCCCUCGGUCCUCGCCAUGGGUACUUGGCCAGGUGCUGCCAGCCAAUGACAAAUUAGGUGCCCGUCUGGACUUUUGCUUUGGUCUUACUGGCCACAUCUACAGAGAGUUGCAAUUUUUCUUGAGCAGAAAGGGAAAGAUUAAUUACAUUGCUGUCACCCAAAGUGGGUGUUUUCUGGGUAAUAAACUUAAGGUUCUUGGCCUUGAACCCACAGACUACAAGUUGAUGGACAUUGGAAGUCAAAAUAUGUGUCUCUUUGAGACAGAAACAGGCCUGGGUACUGAGCCCCUCUCUCCACGGCCCCCAACUGGCCCAGAAGUGAUUACCAAAGCAACGCCUCACCCUGCACUACAAGCUCAGGUUAUCUUUGGCUCACAGUCCCCCGCACUCCUGUCCCCCGUGCUGGAGGCACUGGACACUCGUCACCUUUUGGCUGGCAGUCUGGUCUUCUCCUCCACGCCAUGUCAAGCUGCGUUUUAAAAAGAGAAGAAAGUUCUCCCGGGUGGAAAGGUCUGGCGUGGUUUUGAGCACGGUGGCCGAUGCCAUGGCGAUGGCUGUAUUCCUUGGAAGCACUUUAAAAACAGGUGCCAGUCUCGUGAGCCCGUGCCCUUGGCUCCGGGCAGUUUCCUCUGAAGAUCGUGUGGCUAGGACAUGAAUGACCUUUGAAAGAAAUAAAUGUGCACAUGCAACACCAUA